This is a messenger RNA of Recurvomyces mirabilis, 1815 nucleotides long. RefSeq names its product Protein ssh4 (gene ssh4). Bases 1 to 1815 code for a protein of 604 amino acids. Gene Ontology annotation, molecular function: protein binding. NCBI's taxonomy places the organism in Eukaryota, Fungi, Ascomycota, Dothideomycetes, Mycosphaerellales, Teratosphaeriaceae. The transcript is spliced from 2 exons. Gene Ontology annotation, biological process: protein transport to vacuole involved in ubiquitin-dependent protein catabolic process via the multivesicular body sorting pathway. Gene Ontology annotation, cellular component: endoplasmic reticulum. The record is from RefSeq and is a predicted model, not a curated record.
AUGGCACAAGCCGCGCUCGAUCACGGCUCACAACCCCACCUCACGAGCCUCCCCACCCUCCGCACAAUCUACACCGCUGCACGACCGACGCCGAUAGGGAGUGAAGAUGAGGUUCCUACAGCACAAGGCAUCGAAUGGCAGGUCGGUGAUCAAUGGCGGAACCAUGUCGAGCAGCGACCAUGGUGGAAGGCGGCCGGGGCAAAUCGGACGCCGGAGCUGGGCUCGACUGGAAAGGGCAUCCUGAUAGGAAUGCUGUCCGCUUUUGGUUCGGCGGCGCUGGUGGGAUUAAUCGUCGCCAUUGUCUACUUCUUCCGAUCGGACCGAGGACGGAUACUAUUAGAUCGGAUUAGCCGGCCUGGAGAGUUUGACGAUGAACAGCAGUUCUUGCGGGAAGAGGAGGAGGCGCUGGCCGAGAUGGAUGAUUUGCAGCGGGCGGAAUAUCACCGAGCGAAGGCAUUCGUCCAAGUCAACCCCCCCGAAUCCGCCCAAACCGACAUCUCCCUCUCCCAAUUCCUCGCCAUCCAAGAAAAAGGCGUCUCGGCCUGGGAAUUCGAGCCCGAACUGGAAAUAGCAAACUGCUUCGUGGAAGCGCGCACGGAAAUCGAAUUCUUCGACUCCGAAUGCUCCGUCCAAUCCAACCUGCCCAUGCCCAAACAAAACGAAGUCUACUACUGGGAAGCGAAACUCUACGACAAGCCGGACACGACCCUCAUCAAUAUCGGCCUGACCACGAAACCCUACCCACUCUUCCGCAUGCCGGGCUUACAUAAAACCAGCAUCGCCUAUUCAUCUACGGGUGUGAGACGUUACAACCAACCCUUCACGCCCACCCCAACCUACGGCCCCCCUUUCGUCCAAGGCGACGUAAUCGGAAUCGGCUACCGUCCUCGCACGGGAACCGUCUUCUCCACCCGCAACGGCAAAAAACUCGACGAUAUCGCGCACGGUCUCAAGACGCAAAAUUUCUUCCCUACCGUCGGCGCCAAUGGGCCUUGUCGCGUGCACGUCAAUUUCGGCCAGAUGGGUUUUGUCUUCAUCGAGGCGAAUGUGAAGAAGUGGGGACUGGCGCCUAUGACGGGGAGCUUGGCCCCGCCGCCGCCGUAUGGGAGUGAGGCCGGGUCGAUUUUGUUGGAGGGCGGGAGGGAGGGGGUGAGGGAGGGUAUGGGAUUUUUCGGUGGUGGUGCGCAGGGGGGCCAUGGGCAUGGGAGGACGAAUUCGGCGCAGGUGAGGUUGCAGGGCAGGCCGACGAGGAGUCCCGGCCCCGUGAGGAGUCCGACGGAUAUUUCGCUUGCGCAGCUGAAUCUGAUGGAUUCGCGAUUUGAGGAGGUGGAGGAGGAGGAGGAGGAGGAGGGGGAUGGGGCGGGGGAGGGGGGGAGUGGUGGGGUGGUGCCUAAUUCGGAUGAGACGCCGCCUCCGUCUCACGAUCAGGAUCAGCAGCAGGGUCAAAGCCAAGGCCAACUUAUCGACGCGGGAUUACCGUUCGAACCGCACGAUCAUCCACCGCCUGAGUACGAGUCACCUGAGGGCUCCAUCAACCACGAUCACGCGCAUCGGGGGGGCAAUGGUGAUGAUGAUGAUGAUGAUGAUGAGGAGCAAGGAGAUGCGGACGACGAUGACACGCCGAGGGCUUCCGAGCAAGAAGAUCAAGGUCGAGGGGAUCGACAGCCCUUGAUCCCGCCACGGCGAGGAGGAGGAGGAGGAGGAGGAGGGAGUAGGGGUCCGGAUAGUCCCCCUAUUCCUACCUAUGAGGCUGCUACUUCUGCUACUUCUGCUGCCGAAGCUGCGAGGGGCAGGAGGGUGGCGAGGCAGGACUGA